This is a messenger RNA of Neurospora hispaniola, 2016 nucleotides long. RefSeq lists its product as uncharacterized. The coding region runs from base 109 to 1671 and encodes 520 amino acids. Gene Ontology annotation, biological process: regulation of exit from mitosis; maintenance of rDNA. NCBI's taxonomy places the organism in Eukaryota, Fungi, Ascomycota, Sordariomycetes, Sordariales, Sordariaceae. The transcript has 2 exons. The record is from RefSeq and is a predicted model, not a curated record.
GUAUCUUCUACCAAAACACCACCGAGUGGGAAGGCGGCCCCAAACAUCGAUUCUGCGCUGUCGCAAUCUGUCAUCACCAAACAAUAUCGUCAUCAUCACAAUCCAAACAUGCCUCCAACACCUCGUCGCCUGGUGCGCCGACGCCCGCUAUCCGAGCGGAUACAGGCCUUUCUCAACCCUAUGGACUUUUAUAUCUGGAUCUCGGAGGAAAUCCAAAGCUUCGAUUGGGACUCGACUGCUUUCGGCACUUGGUUUGGUCUGAUUGCGAAUGUUCUCUUCCUACUUGCGAGAGCGAACGCAAACAUUAGUGGAGGGCUUGUCGACGAUGAUGUCUUCUCGGAUGCUCCCUCCAGCGGCUUUACAAAGGCAUUGAUUAACUUCCUCAUCUGGGCCCUGAUGCCCAUCUCUGGUCUCAAUGCCUUCUACACCAUGACCCGAUCGCGCCACUACCGACUAUUCGAAGCGAACGUCGAGGCUCAAGGCCCUUCAACCCCUUCCGCGCACCGUGUCCGAGUCGAUUCUUCGCCGUCCACCCCAACACCCCUUCGAUAUCUUCAAAACUUUGCAAAAGGCGAAUCGGCCGAGGCGCGCGCUCAUCCCGACAAGACGCGCGACGUCUGGGAGGUGGCCGUUUGGGAUCCGUACCCGGCAACAUUGCGUAUUUUCUGCCUCUUCAGUCCCGGCCAUGUCCUCAUCUACAUGCUCUUCCUCCCCUUGGCAGCCCUCGACCCGCGCCCGAGCGUGACCGUCUUCAAAAUCCUUAUCCUCCAGCUCCUCCUCACAGCUCAGAUGCUCCUCCUGACCUCCCGCUUCACCCAGCAAUCCAAGGACAUGAACAUCAUCCACCGCGAAGUCAUGCACGAAUACGACAUCAAGUACGUGCACCCACGGGUGUACCCUAUUUACCGCGAGGUAGCGACCCAGGUCUCGAUUGUCGACGACGUUUUGGAAGAAGAAUCGGUAGCUAUCGGCACCCCUUCGACCAUCAUCCGCCGCGGCUUCGAAACGCAUCCGAACCCAAACUACUCCAAACACUUCGACCCCGACGGUGUCCUCAAGCAGAGCAGAGAACUAACACAAACCGACGCUUCGACUCCCGCGGCGCGACCCUACACACCCAUCACCACCGGCCGACCCAGUUUCGGAUCAGUAACCUCUUCAAGCACCACCACUACUACUCGCACCCCGACGACCCUCCUCCGCCAAAACAGCUACGGCAACACCCCCUCGACCAUCUCGAUGACCGCCCGCCCAACACCUAGCAAGAGACAGGUCGCCCACGCCGGCACCACCCCCUACCCACCACGUAAAGCAGCAGGCGGCGGCGGCGGCAGUCUUGGCGUGUACCAGCACAUGAACUCCCCACUCAAGCGAACAGCCAGCGUGGGCACCGACGCGCCUUCGCCCCGCAACGGCCGCGAGAUGGCGGCGCUGGAGCAGAGAGACUUGGCGGAUAGGCUGAUUAGGCAGCACAGCCCCGUGAAGCCGAGUCCGUUAAAGAGCGAGAUUUAUCCUGCUGCUGCCGGUGGGUCGCCCAGGAAGUCAUCGGCGGCGGCGAGCAGGGAUGGGGAUGGGGAUAGUAGUGCGUAUGUGCAGCAUUCGCCGGCGACGUUGAAUAAUGCGCGGGCGAACAGGUGGGCGCAUGAGAGGUUUCCUACGAGAAGGGUUUAGUCGGGGAGUUUAGAAGAUUGAAAAGAGGAUGAGAAAUGUAAAAGGGGGGAUUAAGCUGUUUUUCUCUCUGCCUUUGACGAUGUAUCAUCAACAUUUGGAGUUCUAUGCGAACGGCGUUGUUGGGGGAAAGGGCCGGGGUUUUUCUGAUUCCAUAUCUCUGAAAGAAAGAAGCGAGUUUGUGUAUCAUUGAAACAAAGGCGGCGAUGUAUUAUUUUAAAACGUACUUGAGAAGGGCAUAUAGUAUGGCGUUCUUCUUUCUCUAGGGCAUAAUUACAAGCACCCACGGAUUUUCAUCGUUAGCUUACCGAACUCUCGAUCACAUCGGAUGUCCACCCAUGUCCGUGU